Molecule: messenger RNA, 4087 nt
Organism: Passer montanus (Eurasian tree sparrow)
Lineage: Eukaryota; Metazoa; Chordata; Aves; Passeriformes; Passeridae
Gene: SERINC5
Product: serine incorporator 5
Cellular component (GO): membrane
Source: RefSeq, a predicted model, not a curated record
AUGCGCCAAAGCAGCUCGCACCGGGCUUGGUGCACCACAGCGUUCAGCUCCAAUGCGACGCCCGCCCUCGUAAGAUCCGCAUGUUUACAUGCCCUAAUCACUUAAUUUAUUAGAUCCCAGCUACUCAAAACCAGGUGUUUCAGUAAGCACAUUAGCAGCAGCGGUCUCAGCAGCGUCCUGCCGCGGCCGGCCCGCUGGGAGCCGCGCUCGGCGGCGCGGCAGCGAGCCCACAGGCGGGCUGACGACAGCGGAAGCCGGGCGGCGGGGCGCAGCGGGGCAGAGGCGGUGCCGCUCCGCCCGCGGCGCCCGGUGCCCUGCCCAGCCCAGCACCUCCCGGCGCUGCGGGUUCCUGCAUGCGGGAGCGGCGGGGGAGCCGCGUUGCCCCGCUCCGCCAGCAUGUCCGCCCGCUGCUGCGCCGGCCAGUUGGCCUGCUGCUGUGGUACUGCUGCUUGUUCCUUGUGCUGCAAAUGCUGCCCCAAGAUAAAACAGUCAACCAGCACCCGCUUCAUGUACGCGCUUUACUUCAUCCUGGUGACCAUCAUCUGCUGUGUCAUGAUGUCCACAACAGUAGCUAAUGAAAUGAAAACUCACAUUCCAUUCUACAAGCAGAUGUGCCAGGGUAUUCAGGCGGGUGAGAUGUGUGAGAAGUUGGUGGGAUACUCUGCAGUGUACAAAGUCUGUUUUGGAAUGGCCUGUUUCUUCUUUUUAUUCUUCCUGUUCACCAUCAAAAUUAACAACAGCAAAAGUUGCCGAGCAUACAUUCAUAAUGGAUUCUGGCUUAUUAAACUUAUAGUUUUGGCAGCAAUGUGCUCAGGAGCUUUCUUCAUUCCUGAUCAGGACACUUUCCUCAAUGCCUGGCGCUAUGUAGGAGCAACAGGAGGGUUCCUUUUCAUUGCCAUUCAGCUCAUCCUGCUGGUUGAGUUUGCACACAAGUGGAAUAAAAAUUGGACUGCAGGUGCAAACCACAAGCAGGUGUGGAAUGGUCUUCUUGCCUUGGUCACUCUCAUCCUGUACUCCAUUGCCGUGGCAGCGCUGGUGCUCAUGGCUCUCUUCUACACGCGCCCAGAGGGCUGCAUGUACAACAAGGUGCUGAUCGGAGUGAACGGCGGCCUGUGCCUCUUCGUGUCCCUGGUGGCCAUAUCGCCCUGCGUCCAGAACCGCCAGCCCCAUUCUGGCUUGCUGCAGUCAGGAGUCAUCAGCUGCUAUGUCAUGUACCUCACUUUCUCAGCACUAUCCAGCAAACCACCAGAAACAAUCCUGGAUGAAAACAACCGGAAUAUCACAAUCUGUGUACCUGAAUUCAGUCAAGGCCUGCACAGAGAUGAAAACCUGGUUACUGGCUUGGGUACUACGAUUCUGUUUGGCUGCAUUUUAUAUUCUUGUCUGACCUCAACAACACGUGCAAGCUCAGAGGCACUGAGAGGAAUAUAUGCAACAGCUGAAACCGAAGUAGCUCGUUGCUGCUUUUGCUGUGUGCCUGACGGAGACGCUGAUGCUGAAGAGCAUGUUGAAAAAAGGGGAGGCCAGACUGUGGUUUACGAUGAGAAGAAGGGCACAGUGUACAGUUAUGCCUACUUCCACUUUGUUUUCUUCCUGGCUUCUCUCUAUGUGAUGAUGACAGUAACUCAUUGGUUCCAUUAUGAGAGUGCUCAGAUUGAAAAAUUCUUCACUGGAACCUGGUCUAUCUUCUGGAUUAAGAUGGUCUCCUGUUGGGUUUGUGUCUGUCUGUACUUAUGGACUCUUAUUGCUCCACUCUGUUGCCCAACCAGGGAGUUCUCAGUGUGAACAGUCUAAAGGUCAUUUAAAGUUUUUCUCUUUUUGGUUUUUUUUUUUCUUUUUUUUUAGGAAUGAGGAAACACGAAUUACCUGCUUAUCAUAAUGUACCAGUUAUUACCUUUUUAGUUAGACUAAACAAAUGAUUGAAGACUUCUUCUACCAUUUUUUAUUAUCAUGAACAAGCAUUGCUUAAGGGAACAAACAAAUCUGUUUUGAAACUUGACAAUGCUUAUGUGUGGUGUGUAGAAAACACAGUUGUUGCAUAAACUGGAAUAAGUGGAAUACUCUUCAAAUAACUGACAAUCUUUAGCUGGCUUCAUUGACAAGAAAAAAAACCAACUUGUGGUGCAGAUGGUAUCUUCUUACUUCCCAGGAAUGUUUGGUAUCUUCCAGCAAAUAUGCAUUAAUUCCUUUUUAUACUCUUUCAUUAACUGUUUAUUUUACAGUUUGCAGUGAUGAUUUGGACUGCUGUUUUGUACAGCAUAUAAUUUUUGUAAGUAGUAUCCAGAUAAUUUUUUUCCAAAAACCAUGUCCAAAUACUUCUGUAGAAAUAAGAGAAUAUAUAAAAUUUGACUGCCAAAGCAUCUACUAAAAAUUGUUUAUCUAAGUAUUAAAUAUAUUAAGUUAUUUUAUACCUAGAUUGAGAAAGGAAUGUACCAAUGAUAGUAUUUAUUCUAUUAUUACUUUAAAGGCACUUGGAUAUUUUAUGCAAUUCAGAUUUAGCCCAGUUAAUAAUUGAAGGGGAGUUCUACACACAAAAUCUCAAACUGAAUUUUGUUCAACUUUGCCAGGUCACUCAAAAGUUGAGUGUACUGCAUGGGGAUGUAAAAUAAGGUACAUUCUUUAUUUACGUCAUUUGCUGUUGAGAAAAUUAUAGUUAAGGGAGCACUGCCCCUUGCUGUCAAAUUUAAAAGUGGGGUGCUCAUUUACUUCUCUACCAUGCUGUUUUAGCUUGUCUCUAAAGGUCUCCCAGGUCAUCAGUUCUGUUUCCAUUACUAGUUUUAUAAUAUUUUAGAUGCAUUGAUGGUCAGAAAAGGAUUAUAGUGUGUCAUCAUAUUUUCCGCUUUUGUGUUGGUUGGAAAGUAUUUUUUCUAACUGCUAUAUUUUUAUACUCCUCUGUUGAUAUUAGUUUUGCUGUUGAGAUGGGAGUUAGCCAGCCGAUGUAUUAAUGAAGGCAGAAAUUCUCUUGUAGAUCUCCUAUUCCAAACACUGGAGUAAGCAGUCAGAAAAGCAAAACCAGAAGACACAAAUGCAACAAGCAGCUGCCUUAGUACAAAUGACUUGACAAUAUUAAACGCUACCUUGUUACCUUUUAAAAAAAUUAAUUUAAGCAGAUGAUUUGGUGGUAAAACAACAGCUCAAAUGCCUGAAUGCUGAAAAAUGUUGAACCUCCUGUUAUCUGCAUUAUGGUGGGAUGAUUUUAUGACUUGAGUUAGUCCUGGUGGUUUUUGUCUCUCUCACUCAACAGAUAUAUUCACACAUGUACAGUGUAAAAUAUCAACCAAUUAGCAGCUCACUUUUUAAAAAAAAUAUGAUUGAGCCUUAAAUCUUCAUCCACUGCUUUCUGCAAGUCAAAGAAAAGCACAACAUGGAUGCCACUGGGUUGGCCAAGAGAUUUACAUGCCUUAGUUGUUCUGUUAUAAUAGUUAAUGGCUAAUGCCCACCUGGUGAGUAAUCUUAACAUAUCGGAUCUUGGUUCUCAUCUUGUUUUCAUUGCCAUUUUUAGCUGCCUUGUUGUUAUGGUAUCCCAGGGCUUCUGUCCUGUUUGGAGCUUUCUAGGGAUGUGAUCUUCCUUACCCUGUGCACUCUCACCUGAAAUAAAAUCUUCAGGUCUGCAGUCCUGUCUACUUGUGCCACCUAUCCCAGUAAUUAGAGCCUCAAAAUACAUGUUCUGAGAUCUAAGGGAAGGAGGAGUCUGUCCAGCAGUGACUGCCUUGGUGUUCUUCUUGUUUGCCCCAAGAGUUAAAAAUAGCAGUUGAAGCUGGGCUUUGACACUGAGUUAGAAGAGCAACAAAUAGCUCUGGACAGGGAGCCAGGUUUUUCCCUUUGCUUCUGCUGGGAGAUUCUCAUCCUGCCAAGAGAUCUGCUAGCAUGGGGACCUGUCAGAACAUUUCUGUCUGCAUUUAGAGUCCUGCUACGCAGAUACUUCUGCAGCUGAAGAAGGCCUUUGUUAACACUGUUUCAAUCCAGAAGCAUUUAUCUGUCCAAUCUCUAAGAUGAGAGCUUGUAGGCUGUGCAAUGACAACUAACAGUUGUCCCACCUAGCUCUGACAGCAGUUCUGGCAGUUUUGAUCCAGUGCUGUAGUUGUGU